GUCCUCCGUCCCAUAGAUCGCUAAUAAAUUCAAAACAUUCCAGUAGCUACAGGCCACAUACACCAAAGGUCCAGAGGGCGGAGUGAAGGUUGGCUGUUGCAAAGGCCUGUGUUCAGCUCCACCACAAGAUUGAUCUGAUGUACGCCAAGCGCUCCUUGGUUCAUUGGUGUGAGGAUGAGGGCAUGGCGGACGGAGGAUUCUCUGAGGCCAGGAAGGACAUGGCUGCACUGGAAAAGGAUUAUGAGGAGGUUAGAAUUGCCACAAAGUUACCUGAAGCAAGUUCUAUAUAAGUUCUGAAGUUUUUUCACAUGGUGUUUAGUUUUGAAGAAUUUUAAAAUGUUGACACCACAACCAAUUUUUGGAUGAAUGUUCAUGGUUUGAAAAUAAUUAUUUAUGUUCGAACUUUACAUUCCAUUGUGUGAGUUUAAUCUACAUACCGGGGAUCCAGGAGGCCUGAAGGCUGCAGGCUGCUCUGCAUUACCUGGAUGAGAUGUUGCAGGUCUUUGCUUUCUUGAUGGGAACUGGGUCGUACCUUUGCUGCUGAUGGUUAGAUCUUUAAAAAUGCCUUCCACCCUGAGGGCGGCGUUCCACAUCUCAGCGUUCGGCUGGUACACUUUCAUUGUGAAUUAUCUGGCAGCAAAGGAUGGAGAGGAGCUACCUGCAGGACUCUUCGUCUAUGGAGGACCAUGGAAGUACCUCACCUUCCUGAACUUGUUAUUGCAAAUGACGUUCUUCGGCCUGGCAGCAGUGAACGAUCUCCAACCAGGGAAGAAGGCAGAGAGCGUGCUGAACAGAUGGAAGGACCUCCUCUUCUCCGUCUUUGCCUUCCCUGUAGGGACGUUUGUGGUUGUGCUCUUCUGGACGAUCUUUGCCUAUGACAGAGAGUUAAUCUACCCGGCAACCAUCGAUGCCUUCCUCCCUCCCUGGAUAAACCACGCCAUGCACACAUCGAUCCUUCCUGUUUUGCUUGGAGAAGUGCUGGUGCAGCCUCACACGUACCCACAGACGAGGCAUGCCCUGGCAGCGCUAUCAGUCGUGGGCUUGGUUUAUUUAUCCUGGAUCGUGUGGAUUUAUCUGGCUGUGGGAGUUUGGGCGUAUCCCCUCCUUGGACACUUCAGCGCCGCUGGCCUGCUGGGCUUCUUCUUCUUCAACAUGGCGGUGGCGUCCCUGCUCUACCUGCUCGGCGACCGGCUCAACAGUCAAAUCUGGAGUGAGAUGUUUACAUUUAUUCAUGGCGUUUAGCCUCUUUGUGUGGGUUUCUCCUUUAUAUCGCUGCUCUUUUGUUUUCUUCAUUCCAGGAAAGGACAAAGUGGAUUGAUUUCUGCACGUCUGAGACAGCUGUACCCCAUAUAACUACAAUUAUUGUUUCCAGGUCAAAACAAAAAUACAUGACAAGAAUCCAAGCAGCAUAAUAAAUCAGCUUCCACACGCUA
Molecule: messenger RNA, 1433 nt
Organism: Xiphophorus couchianus (Monterrey platyfish)
Lineage: Eukaryota; Metazoa; Chordata; Actinopteri; Cyprinodontiformes; Poeciliidae
Product: androgen-dependent TFPI-regulating protein
Exons: 7
Coding region: 544-1242 (232 amino acids)
Cellular component (GO): endomembrane system; membrane
Source: RefSeq, a predicted model, not a curated record